UAUGUUUUGCGGAAAGAAAUGUAUUCAAAUAUAAACAACUAUUGACGAUCAUUGACGGUAUCGGUAUGAUUUAUAACUAAAUUUAAUCGGUACUUAAACAACAUUACAAAAUAUGGACAAUGUCGAACAACUCACAUUCAUGUUCGGGACAUUUUGCUACUCCAUCUGUCCACCAGACACUUGAUGAGCUGGAUUUUAGAAGAGGGAUAUGGACAUCUGCGCUUGAUGGAGAUGUUGACGACGUUGAGAAACAUUUAUUGAAAGGGGAUUCUCCAAAUCUUACUGAUAACUCUGGUUAUACAGCUCUGCAUUAUGCAUGCAGACAUGGGAGGAAAGCAGUGUGUGAGUUGCUCCUGAAACAUGGUGCUAAUCCUAACUCUAUGACCAAGUCUGGAAGAGUUACCCCCCUUCAUCGAGCUGCAUACUGUGGACAUGAGGAGAUUGUCUCCCUUCUAUUGAAGAAUAAAGCAGACCCUCUAAUUCAGGAUGAAGAUGGCAAGACAGCAUUACACAAGGCUGUAGAACAGGGGAAGACAACUGUGAUGAAGAUGAUUGUAGCUCACUGUCCCAGUAGUACCACUGUUUUGGAUUCCAAGAACAGAAAGCCUGUAGAGUGUGCGCCAACAGAUAGACAGGACAACCUGACAUUUCUUAUUGAAGCAGAACAUAAACACAAAAUGGAGAGAACAACUUAAAACAGAGCUAUUCUUUCUACUUGCUGUAGAAAGUUCACAACUUCUUAUUGACAAUAGUGAGACACUGCAAAGAGUAGUCUCAUUGAACAUGUUGUCAUUGUACAUUGUAGCUACUGAACUGGGUUAAUUACACUUUUAGCAUGUGUUUCCUUUCUGUAACAUGUACUUCCGAUUCGAAGGCUUUCCAUGAUUAGACACAUGCAAAUGUCUGACUUAGUUUAGGGUUAUUCUAGUAAAUUGUUUGUAUGUUUAAGUGGUUUUACUGAUUCGUUACCAGUAGUUUGAUUAUCCAAUCCGGUUAUCCUGUUUAAGGAUAGCCCCACCCUUUAAAAGAACAUUUAAGUUUGCACUUUCAAGAAAAAAAAUGCAUGUAAUGGGGCCGUGGUGGCCAAGUGUUUAAGGCAUCUGACAUUCUGCUUCGAAUAGCCCUCCACCACUGGGUAGCGGGUUCGAGACCUACGUAGAACAGUAGCCAGGUUCUGGCCAUUGGUCCGGGGUUUUUCUCCGGGAACUCCGGCUUUCCUUCCCCACUAAAGUCUGGCACGUCCUUAAAUGACCAUAGUUGUCAAUAGGAUGUAAUGCAGACAUUGCCUCCAAACACUUGCAUGCUAAGAAAGUAUUAUAUUUUGUCAUCUUGGUUCAUGGGAUAUUGGUAAUUAGAUAUAAACCCUUAUAUAUUAAUGAAGCGAUUGAAAAAAACCCCACAAUAAUGCAAAGAUUGAUAACACAUGUAUUACUUCAUUAUUAUAUAGUGCUGGAUAACACACUUUAAGGCACAUCAUGGUGUGUUAUAUAAGACUCUUUCAUGCCCAGGGGUGUAUAGGAUAGGGAAUAGCCACCCGAGCAGUUUUAAAAUUUGAUAGAACUUGAGGCUACUGAGGUAUAAUGUGUAAGUUGUGAAACAUACAAGGAAAGAUAACUGUAACAACAAUCACAGACAAAGUGUUUAAGGUAGCCAAUCACAGACAAAGUGUUUAAGGUAGCCAAUCACAGAUAAAGUGUUUAAGGUAGCCAAUCACGGAUAAAGUGUUUAAGGUAGCCAAUCACAGACAAAGUGUUUAAGGUAGCCAAUCGCUUUUACAGGAAUAUCAAACGUCUUGUUUGGGUGAAUAUUGGUUACACGAAACAAACAUAGAAACAUUAUGGAGGACUCAACUUUACAUUGGUUAAUUCUUCAUUAAUAAAAAGCACUGAACUAGUGUUUUUGUAAAUCUUUAAUUAUGCUGAUACAAAUAACUUCUACAUAAACAUAUUUUUAGGAAACAAAACAUAACAAACAAGACUUGUGCUACCUAAAUUGACUAAAUGUAUUAUUAUUAUUAUUGUAAUUAUUUUGCAUGUAUAACAUUUUAAAAUGGUGUUUUGAUGUUGGUCCCAUUUGCUGAUAAUACCACGAGUACCAUGGAGAAUCAAAUCUCAUGUAACUGAGAAUAAAUUGAUAAACAUUA
Messenger RNA from Mizuhopecten yessoensis (Yesso scallop), 2143 nucleotides. Its product is annotated as ankyrin repeat domain-containing protein 39-like. The coding region runs from base 120 to 695 and encodes 191 amino acids. NCBI's taxonomy places the organism in Eukaryota, Metazoa, Mollusca, Bivalvia, Pectinida, Pectinidae. The transcript is spliced from 3 exons. The record is from RefSeq and is a predicted model, not a curated record. Gene Ontology annotation, molecular function: protein binding.